Messenger RNA from Penicillium cosmopolitanum, 1602 nucleotides. RefSeq names its product sugar porter family MFS transporter. Gene Ontology annotation, molecular function: carbohydrate:proton symporter activity. Gene Ontology annotation, cellular component: membrane. Bases 1 to 1602 code for a protein of 533 amino acids. Gene Ontology annotation, biological process: transmembrane transport; carbohydrate transport. The transcript has 4 exons. NCBI's taxonomy places the organism in Eukaryota, Fungi, Ascomycota, Eurotiomycetes, Eurotiales, Aspergillaceae. The record is from RefSeq and is a predicted model, not a curated record.
AUGGACUCAUCGAGGACAAAAGAAUCAGAACUGGCUGUUGGCUCCAGGCUCCAGGCAAUACUCCCCUCACAAUCCAAACCAUGGUAUUUGACCGGGCAUCUCCUGCGAUUGAACUUUCUCCUCAUUUCACCGCUGCUUUCAUCAGCAUCUGUUGGUUAUGAUGGCUCGAUGAUGAAUGGCCUGCAGACUCUAGUUCAGUGGCGUGAAUUCUUCGGACACCCUCAAGGCUCAGUUCUCGGGCUCAUGAACGUUGUCUAUCCGCUCGGGAAGGUUGUGUCGCUGCCCCUGAUCACCUUCGUGUCUGAUCGAUACGGGCGGAAGAUCCCCCUGGCGGUCGGACUCGUAGCAUGCAUUGCAUUCGCUAUCAUGCAGGGUCUCGCACAAAAUUUCGCCACGUUCGUGACAGCUCGUGCUCUUCUUGGCUUUAGCACAAGUUUUGUGACCCAGCCGAGCCCCAUGCUUAUUACCGAGCUCGCAUACCCAACCCACCGCGGAAAGAUAACAGCAUUGUACAACACAUUUUUUUACGUGGGUUCUAUCAUUGCAGCGUGGUGUACUUACGGAACUUUCAAAAUCAACAAUAACUGGAGCUGGAGAAUUCCAUCGAUUGUUCAAGGGGCUCUACCGAUAUUGCAAGUCUCUAUGAUCUUUUUCGUUCCCGAGUCUCCAAGAUAUUUGAUAUCUAAAGGCAAAGUGGAACAAGCUCGCAAGAUUCUUGUAGACUGUCAUGCGGGAGGUGAUGUAGACUCACCUCUCGUCGAAUUUGAAAUGAACGAGAUCGAAGAGACCCUGAGAGCCGAAUCCAGCGAAUUAUCUUCGACCUCAUGGCUUGAUUUAAUUCGAACACCUGCAAAUCGCCGUCGAACUUUGAUUGCCGUUAUUGUUGGCUGGUUCAGUCAGUGGUGUGGUGUGGGUGUUGUCAGUUACUACAUCACGCUCGUACUAGACACGAUAGGUAUUACAGAAGUCAAGGAUCAAACCCUUAUUAAUGGACUCCUGCAGAUAUUCAACUUUCUAGUCGCCUCUUUGAUUGGUGCGAUGCUAGUCGAUCGUGCUGGAAGACGGAAAUUGUUUCUCAUCUCCACGGCAGGGAUGCUUGUCAGCUAUGUGAUCUGGACUGCACUGUCGGCGCAAUUCAACCAGACAAAAUCGCAGCCGACCGGUCGGGCUGUUGUGGCCUUUAUCUUUGUAUACUACUUCUUCUACGACAUUGCUUGGAGUCCCCUCCUGCAGGCCUACUCGGUGGAAAUUUUCCCUUAUACCCUACGUGGUCGUGGGUUAACCGUCACUUAUCUUUCUGCUUUCGUGGGUCUCAUCAUCGGAAACCAGGUCAAUUCCAUCGCCUUGAGCAACAUUGGUUGGAGAUACUACAUUGUCUUUUGCUGCCUUCUUGGGCUGACUCUCGUCUUGAUUUGGUUCCUGUUCCCGGAGACCAAGGGACGCACCUUGGAAGAGAUUGCCGAGGUAUUUGAGGACAGAAACCAGAACCACCCUAAUAAUGAUUUCCACAAGGGUGGAGCUGCAGUGGAUGACCGGGCAGAAAAGAACGAGUGUUGGUCUCAACACCGGGAAACCGAGGAAAUUUCAAGUGGAAGCAGAUAG